CUAAACAGCCCACAGCUUAGUGCCCAUAUUAGAGACUUUGGGGAUGUCUCGUCACGUGCAUGCCGGAGACGCGGAGGCGCGUGAGCCGCUUCUCAGCGGUGACUACCUGGAGCCACACGAGCUGGACUCAGAUGAAGGUGUGGGGCUGUUGGUUGGACAAAACAAGACAUAUGGAGUUGCCGUUUCCUUGGACUCAAGAAAUUGUAAUGGGUGAAGUCAUUUUCGACAGGGGCGCAUCAAACAUCAGACGUGAUGCUGGUGGGAGUGCGCAGAGAAGAUUGACGUAUGAGGAAGCAGUAGAGGAAGCAGGUUUUGGUUUGUUCCACUGGCUGCUGUUGGUGGUGUGUGGUUGGGCCAAUGCCAGCGACGCUGUGGAGAUUUUCUGUGUGUCUUUUCUCCUGCCAACGGCGCGCUGCGAUCUGCUGCUGAGCUCUUCAGACAUGGGCCUGCUGACUGCCAGCAUUUUCCUCGGAAUGAUGGUGGGCGGCUACAUGUGGGGAUACUUGGCUGACCGGAGGGGGCGUCGCAGGGUCUUGGUCGUGUCCCUGACAGUCAACGGGCUGUUUGGAGGUCUGGCCAGCGUGGCUCCGUGGUUCUGGCUCUUCCUGCUGCUGCGGUUCAUCAGUGGCAUCGGGGUCGGUGGGUCGAUCCCUGUUAUCUUCUCCUACUUCUCAGAGUUUAUGCCUCGUUGGAGGAGAGGUGCAAUGAUCAGCGCUCUGGCCACCUUCUGGAUGGCAGGAAACAUCCUGGCUGCAGGUCUUGCCUGGUUGGUGAUUCCAAGAACCUGGGUACACUUUUCUCUGGGAUCACUGGACUUCCAGAGCUGGAGACUGUUUGUGGUGCUCUGCUCUGUUCCCAGCCUCACUUCGGCCCUCCUCUUCAGGCUGCUCUUGCCUGAAAGCCCCAAGUUCCUCAUGGAGGCUGCCCGGGAGAAGGAGGCGAUCCACGUCUUCCAAGUGAUGUUUGAGCUGAACAUGUGGGGAAAAGGAAAGGAUUUCCCGGAAUUUGGUUUGUGUACCAGCCCCAAGCAAAGAGAGGAACCGGAGGAGACCAGAACUCUGGGUUCACGUAAAGAGAGACUUGCUUGUAUUUUGAAAAAGGGCUUGGUUCCCAUUAAACAGAUGUUUAAUGGUCCUCUCAAAUCCAGGAGCAUCGUUCUGCUCAUCAUCUUCUACAGCAUCUCCUUCGGUUACUACGGGCUGUGGAUGUGGUUCCCGGAGCUGUUUGAGAGAAUUGAGAACGGCGGCUCGCCGUGUGCCAACGUGUCCCUCCCGUCUCCACUCCACAACCAAAGCUGCUACCCGGUCAAAACAGCAGUGUAUAUGGAGGGCUUCAUCAUUGCUGCAUCAAACUUACCGGGAAACAUCUUCACCAUUCUUAUGAUAGACAGCACAGGAGGAAAGGCUUUACUGUCCUUCAGUCUGCUGGUGUCCAGUCUGAGCGUCUUCCUCAUCUAUGUGGUCCAGACCAAAGCCCAGAGUGUGGCCCUCUCCUGUGUCUUCAGCGGCGUGUCAGUGAUAGCCUGGAACGCCCUGGAUGUGUUGGGGACAGAGCUCUAUCCCACCCACCUACGGUCAUCUGCUCUCGGUUUCUUCACAGGAGUGGGCCGAGUGGCAGCGAUCAUGGGUAACAUAGCCUUUGGAAAGUUGGUGGACACAAACUGUGCCGUACCGGUCCUGCUGGUGUCGGCUCUGCUGCUGACUGGAGGACUGGUGGCUCUUCUGCUUCCACAAACCAGGCAGACUGAGCUCACCUGAUGGCUCAGACUCUAAAUCACAUUAAUUUAAAUUAAUAAAUUAUUAGCAAUCAUUCUCUUAAUGUCCUUAUGGAAGCAGACUGGAGGAUUGCUGACUUUUGUAUUUCCUGUUUCUGCUCCCAGAGGAUUUUUGAAUCCUGUGCCUUCUGUCAUCUCUCUGUGCCUUUUAUGGUGCCUCAUUUAAAAUGCCAACAACAAGAGAAAUUGUCAAAAGACAGUGGGCUCUCUCCACCUUCCAAGAAUUAUUAUUCAGGAAAGUGAGUAGGAAGAAAGAGAAGUAUAUACCACAGUAUAUAUUGUGAGCUUGUGAGGAUUAAAAUCCUUACCAGACGUGAGUAUGAAUCGUCAAGGACACCUUUAAAACGUUUCAGUCUCUAAACUCUAAAACAUAUCUUCUAAAUUAAAAAAAAGUGAACAUGAUGUUGAGUUUCUGGAGUAUAAUCAGUGAUUGGAUUAGAGGCUGAUGUGCGCCUCAUAUAUAUAAAAGUGUCCUUGUUUAUGUCACCUUGAACUCAAAAGGAUCUCGUAGGAUGUUUCAGGCUUUUACGUGGCGUGUCUGAUUAUCUGGUUCACAGACCUGCACAGCCAUUACGUAAUAUAUUAGCAAAUAUCUGAUCUAAAAAAAAAAAAAUCACAAGUGUCCUUUUUUUUUAAAAACUUCAAAUCAUGUGUGCAUCUAUGCAAUUCAGGAUCAUUUUCACUGUAAAAGUGGAUAAUUCUGUACCCAAUCUGUCAUUUUCCUGCUCAAACUGGACCACACCAGUUCAGCAUUCCUGUAGAAAACCAAAGAUUGCUAAUUUCACAUCACAAUCAUUGUAAAAGGACCAGAACAGGUACAGAAGAACAAACCUUUACAUCAGCCUGAGUGACCACGUUGCUGAUGGUUUCAUAUUCCCAUCAGUGAUUCUGUAAAGCUGUCUGUUUCAGACAGCGUUCAAAAUACUUUGUGACUACUGAAGCAGUUUGUUUGUUUUUUAAAUAAACACUACUUUUGUUCAUCUCA
Siniperca chuatsi (mandarin fish) is the source of this 2759-nucleotide messenger RNA. RefSeq names its product synaptic vesicle glycoprotein 2 (gene sv2). Gene Ontology annotation, biological process: transmembrane transport. The record is from RefSeq and is a predicted model, not a curated record. Gene Ontology annotation, molecular function: transmembrane transporter activity. The transcript has 14 exons. Gene Ontology annotation, cellular component: membrane. Lineage: Eukaryota; Metazoa; Chordata; Actinopteri; Centrarchiformes; Sinipercidae. The coding region runs from base 60 to 1757 and encodes 565 amino acids.